Drosophila yakuba is the source of this 2629-nucleotide messenger RNA. RefSeq names its product scavenger receptor class B member 1. Gene Ontology annotation, molecular function: scavenger receptor activity. The transcript is spliced from 11 exons. NCBI's taxonomy places the organism in Eukaryota, Metazoa, Arthropoda, Insecta, Diptera, Drosophilidae. Gene Ontology annotation, cellular component: cytoplasm; membrane. The record is from RefSeq and is a predicted model, not a curated record. The coding region runs from base 261 to 2318 and encodes 685 amino acids.
UUGUGCUCAUUUGAUGAUAAUACUAAACAUUUAAUGUCGCCCGUGCUUUCAUUCAUAAGCGGGCAAUGCUUGUGAACGGGCGACAACGCAAUACGGGAUAAAGAUACUUUGAUAAAAGAAUGUAUAAGAAGCUCCAGCAGCAAAGGCAUACAAAAGUUUAUUAAGUGCCGUGGCAGAAGAGCAAAUCUAAAGUGUAAAGUGGACCAUUAUUUAAAACAACAUUCUAUAUAUGAUUUAAAAAAAGGAAACCAACGGCAAAUAUGAAGGAGUUUACCAAAAUGUUUGCGCGCCGAUAUAGUUCAAUUUCAAGAGACGUAGAUAGCAGCAUUCAGGGGCAGUCAGCGGUGGCCCCUGAAUCUGGGUUGAGCACUGACGCAGAUCCUGUGGUGUCUUGUUCCGCUCAGGUAGCCCUGCAACGCAUCCAGCGCCGCAAAAGUCUUAAGGCAAAUCGUUCAAUGAAUCCGAUAGACAUAUUAAGCAGCUUUUUUAACGAGCCAAUCCAAGGCAAACGGAAUCGAGUUCCUACCCGCCUAUUUAUACUUUUAGCUAUCGGAUUUUUGGCUAUUAUAACAGGCACGCUGAUUAAAGUUUUGGAACCAUACGAUUUGAUAUUUAAAUGGAAGUUAAUAAUGACGGAGGGAGGUGAGAUCUUUAAUCUGUGGGCCCAGCCUCCAGUCGAUCUGUACAUUAAGAUAUAUUUAUUCAACAUAACCAAUGCUAAGGCGUUUUUAGCAGGUCGCGAGCAGCUAAAAGUCGAACAAGUUGGUCCAUAUGUAUACAAGGAGAUUAUGACCCAUGAGAAUGUAACGUUCAAUGUAAACCACACCAUGUCCAGCACUCCCAGUCAUCCCUUGGUCUGGCAGGAGGAAAUGUCAGGGAAUCGUCGUGAGGACGAUGAGGUUGUAAUGCUCAAUAUUGCCAUGCUGGCAAUAUCACACCUUACUGCCAACCAGCCGUUCUUAGUUAGAAUGGCUCUAAAGACAUUGCUAAUGAGUACAAAGUCGGAGCCCAUAGUUCGAACCACAGCCAAAGAAUUCAUGUUUGGCUAUCCCUCGGCCUUGGCCACUCUCGGCAACACCUUUCUUCCAAAUUGGAUUUCCUUUGAGAAGGUUGGGCUUAUCGAUCGCAUGUACGACUUCUCAACGGAUUUUGAGACAUUCUACACAGGUGUGCCCAAUCCAGCGCUUUCGGGAUUAUAUGCAUCGUAUCGGGGCGAGACAACGCUUCCUCAGUGGGACGGUGACCAUUGCAGCAACAUAGAGUACGCAUCUGAUGGUACAAAGUUCAAAAGCUUCAUUCAGUCAAACGAGACCGUAAAGUUUUUCCGAAAAAGUAUGUGUAGACCGAUUAAUUUGUACCGGGUGGGCAAAGAGAAAACCUAUGGCAGCCUUAAAGGAUAUAAUUAUGUAUUUGAGGAUAACGCCUUUGAUAAUGGGGCAACUAAUGAGGCAAACAAAUGUUUUUGUAGAAAAGGUGAUUGCCAGCCGGUUGGACUAAUUGACGUUACUGACUGCUACUAUGGAUUCCCAAUCUCCUUGAGUUUCCCACACUUCAUGAACGGUGAAUUGGGGCUCCAAAAAAACAUUACCGGCAUAAGUCCAGAUCCUGAAAAACACUCUUCAACUUUUGUUAUUCAACCAGAAUCCGGCCUGCCGCUAUCCCUCUCUGUAAAAGUGCAAAUUAACAUGCACUUUAAGGACCUAAGCAAUUUUCCAAUAGUGUCAGUGUUUAAUCAUCUUACAGUGCCAAUGCUGUGGUUUGAAAUCAUGAUGUCAAAUCUGCCUGACAGCUUGGAUUCGCGGUUCAACUUUUACCUGAAUAUUUUGCCGUUAGUUAAUCCGCUAGGCUUUUGGUGCGGCAUACUGUUGGGAAUAAGUCUCUUAAGCUAUGCAAUUACCAAAGCUACGAUUCAUAUGUCUAGUUUCGCCCGUCGAACUGCCAAUAUAAAAGAUGUUAAAUAUGUACGAGCAAAUUUAAUUCAAAACCUCGCAGGUGAAGCCGCGAAUCAUGCUUACAGUCCUUGCGAUAUUAAGUUACUAGAUGAUCUUUCGGUUGUCAGGCAUCCUGCUAAAAAUCGAACAGUCCGGGAUUCGGCAUUCAGCACAAAAACCACGUAUGCCUUGGAUAUGGAGCCGGCUUUGUUGGACACGGGCGAAAGCAGCGACGAGGGACGCGACUGCGACAUUGUAACUAUAUCCCGAAAUUCUACCAGCACCCUCUAUAGCGCAGAUAAAACAAACCGCCGGCUCGGCGACGAGUCCUUCGCCAAGAGCCAAACUCCCCAAACGAUUUUUUUAAGAGAAGAACAGCAGCAUUAAGCCAACAGAUGUCGUAUAACUCAGGGAGUCUAAAGUUUAUCAGUUCACUUUUGGCCAUUGAGAGUUUAAGUUCACACAUGAACUAAACGAAGGAAUGAAUACCAUUUACUGGUUUUGGAUGCUUUAAUGAACUGGAACAUAAGGUUUUGGCUAAUUAAACUAAGUUAUAGAAUACAGUCCUGGUAAAAGCUAAUUAAAGCUAAUUAAAUCGCUGAUUUGGUUAUAUUUAUUUUAAUACACAAGCUAAUUGCUCCUUAUUAACUGUGAUAGGUUUAAACAAUAAAUUGUAGUUCAUAAGUUGUUUAAAAGAA